Molecule: messenger RNA, 2898 nt
Organism: Acaulospora morrowiae
Lineage: Eukaryota; Fungi; Glomeromycota; Glomeromycetes; Diversisporales; Acaulosporaceae
Source: the annotation of a GenBank genome assembly
CCCUCCUUUGCCACAUCUUCUUCCGAGAUAUCGUCUAAGACACAGAACAUGACCGUCGAAGAUUCUACUGUGACAAAUUCGAAUGUAGCAGCUGAUGCAAAAAAAAUAGUAUUGUUGAAGCGAAAUCCGAGCACUACUAUUAAUAACAGUAAUCCGCAAACCAGUGUUGGAAAUAAUACACUUAUCUCUUCAAUCGAUUUAACGCAAACUCCUUGUAGAUCCAAUUCAUCAUCACCAAAUCUUGACAAUGAAUUGACGCCUGAAAACAGCGAAAAUUCGAGUGAGGUAGAUUUCAACACUGGUCUAGAUGGAUUUUUGUUGGCAGCACUCAAAAAUCCAAAAGAUAGAUUAUUUCUCUUGAAGUUAGACCGAGAAAUGGAAAGGUUCAUCAACGAUAAAAACCAUACCCGAUUAGAAUUUCCUCCAAUGAAUUCUUAUCAGCGUUUAAUAGUUCAUCGUGUUGCACAAUAUUUUAAGCUUUCACAUGUCGUUGAUAACAGUGGAAAGGCUGAAGAAGAGAAACCCGAAAAAUCUGUCAAAAUAAUGAGGAGACAGCAGAUAGACCCUCAAAAAACUCGAUCCACAGGUGAUUCUGACAGCAAUUCCGAAGGGGAGCGUAAGAUUCUAACAAUAGAAGAACGUGAGGCCGCAUAUCAGAAAGCUAGAGCAAGAAUUUUCAAGGAUUUAGAACAAAAAAACGGAGAAAAUGAACAAGAUGAAAAUGAAGGUGCUGUGUCUUCUACCGCUAUAAAUCUUAGUGUUUCGAAUAACAAUAGUAACGAACAACCGAAUAGCGAGUCUACAUCUUCCAGUAAGACAAAAAAUACUGUACAAAAAGUCGCAAAUGUUAAUAGCAACAACAAUAAUAAGAACGGUAAACCAUCACAACAAGUAAGCAAAACCACCGGAAAUAAUAAGAAUUCAAAUAAAAAUGGUGCAAAUAAUGCAAAAAACCGGCAACAACAGCCAUCGCGAAUGCAACCUUUUAACUACAACCCUUCAAUGGAUCGCUCAAUUUAUCUAUCAAAGCAAGGCAGACCUAUCGGUAAUUUUUCUGGUCCACCGCCAAUGAUGCCUCCAGGUCCGUUUGGUCCUCCAUUUUUUAAUGGACAUGUAAACAUGUAUGAUGUAAACAUGGUGCCCAUGCAGCCGCCGCCAAUUAUGCCACCAGAGAUGCAAGUAUGUCAUCCGAUGAGUAGUCCAUACGUAAAUAUUCCUCAUGAGUGGAAUCCAGCGCUUUCUGGCCCUUAUAACCGUCCAGGUGUCAGAAAUGUAUGGGGAACGGAAACAUUCAAUGCACCUCCGGAAAUUGGAGGAAAUCCUUCUCUUUUUAAUCAUCAAAAAAACAAUCCGACUUCAUUUUUACCACCGCGUCCUUCUGCGCAAAAUGAAGUUCGACCUCAAGUUCAUAAUUUAAAGCACUUGAAUCAAUAUCCACCGCCUCAUUAUUCGCAGCCUCAUGGAUCUGCGUAUUCAGAAAAUAAUCAUCUAAUUAAUUCUCCCGUUUCACCUAUGGAAAGCAAAUCAAACAAAUCGCCCUCUGCUUCACCGAGUUCUCCUAUGUCGCAGUCUGGAUUUGAUAGUAAUAAUUCCAUUUGGGCAAAUAAAAGUCAAUGGAACAAUGUUCCCAGUGGAGAGGAUAGUAAAUUAAACAAUGAACGUCAGUUAGAUCAAAAACGUCCAAACAAUAGAUCGUCCACAUUUGUCCCUCCAUCUCAACAACGUGAAGUUCCGUUUUUUAAUCCUGUUUGGAAUAACUCUUCUGAUUCUCCUGCGAUGAACAUUUUCAAUUCAUCUCAGGCCUCGGCAGAAUACCCUACGCAGAAUACACCGGGAGUGCCACUCAUACCUCAAAUGUAUCCUACGAUCGUACAACCAAUCUCGGGUCCAAAUACAGGCCCUCGUCGUAAUAACGGCGGAAAUCAUAUAAUUCCAGGGCCGAUUUCGCCAGAAUAUGUUAACAAUGUACAGCGUUUUGGGAUGGCGCCUCCACCAAUGGUAGGGUUUCCAGCUCAAUCCACAUCUUCAAAUGUAACUGGCGCUAUAAGACCUCCAAAGUCAACCGAGUUAUUUGAUCCAAACAAUCCUUCGGCACUUUCAACUCAAAACACAAAUUUAUCUGCUAUUGCAUCUGUGCAAUCAUCCGUUUCACAACCAUUAUCUACUUCAAACUCAGCACCUUCGUCAUCAAGAUCCACCUCACAUGCACCGUCAUCAAAGUCAAACUCUGCGUCCGGUAAUAAAACACCAUCGUCUUCGCCUUGGACAGGACCAUCAGCUGGGAACAAAGCAGCAUCUUUAACCCAAAACCAAAAUAAUAACAAUUCCCGUAGAAAGAAUGCAACCGAAUCUUCCAGUAAUUCGAAUAAUAAUGCUAUUGUGGAUGGUACCAUGAUGCGAUCACUGAGUAUUUCUUCAAACAGCUCCCAACAAAGUAGGACACACCAUCGUCCACCUUCCACCCCUCCAUCCGGAAAUGGAAAAAAGAAAGAAAGCGGACUUUUGUUUGAUUACUCCAUGCAAGUACCAUACGAAGGAGUUAAACCGAGUGAGGCUAAUGAACCACCACAACCAAGUCACAUCAUAGAACUUUAUGAUUUUUCUGAAUCCGAUAACCUCAUGGAUAUUUCGUUUUCGAAUGCAAAGAUUAAACAAAUUGGACCGCCUCCUAAUUCCUCUGAUAAACGGCCAACAAUCCUUGCUAUCUUUAAGAAUUCGCGUGAAGCCAAUAAAGCGAUGCAAAACUAUAGGGGAGUAAGGUUUAAAAUCAAAACGUGGGAGCUUUUGGUGAAAAAUGGGGGAAACGUGAGUCCACUGAUAUCAGUUGACAGUUAUGAAAGGCAUCAUCAAGAAUUGAUGAAUGCUACUCAUGGUUUGCCAUUGAAUGGAAAACAAUGA